Olea europaea var. sylvestris is the source of this 1793-nucleotide messenger RNA. RefSeq names its product ethylene-responsive transcription factor ERF118-like. The transcript is spliced from 3 exons. Gene Ontology annotation, biological process: regulation of DNA-templated transcription. Gene Ontology annotation, molecular function: DNA-binding transcription factor activity; DNA binding. Bases 488 to 1537 code for a protein of 349 amino acids. Lineage: Eukaryota; Viridiplantae; Streptophyta; Magnoliopsida; Lamiales; Oleaceae. The record is from RefSeq and is a predicted model, not a curated record.
UUAUUUCGGCUCUCGCUCUAUAAAUGCGUAUGUAUACAUACACACGCGGCACUUCUUCAUUCUUUAACGCAUUUCUUGAUCGCUUGAGAAAUAAAAGGACUCCAAGCAGCUGUAAGAGAGAAAAAGAAAAAUCAGUAAAGGGUUCCUCCUGAGAGUUUCGGAGGCUAGAGAUUUAUGUCGGCUAGGUCUGAUUUGGCUGUUGGAGCUCAAUUGAAGCUCUGUUCUCGUGUUUCUUCCGCUGUUAUCUGCAUGAGACAAUACUUCUGCGGUGCACUUCAGCACAGUCUUUACCUUUUCUUUCCAACUGUUUCGAUGCGUUUGAGGCUUAAAAGGACUUGUUCAGGGGUGGAGUGUUUUGGAGGAUUUCACAUAAAUCGAUUAUCAAAUUUUUUCUUGUUCAUUAGAGGCCCAAUUUUCUUGAAGCAAUUUACUUGAUUUUCUUUGGAAAGAUAAUUCUGUUGUAUUGGUGACUUAAAGCAAGAUAAAGAUGCUGGGGCGUCGGAGAUUAGGUCCGGUGAAUCAAGAAACUGUAGGUAAAAAACUAAGUAGCCGAGUAGAACCCACUAGAUCCAUGAAGAAAGUCACAAUCAUCUGCAGUGACCCGGAUGCUACUGACUCAUCAGAAGAUGAAAGAGUUGGUGCGAAGAAGGUCAAGCGUAUUGUUCAUGAAAUUUGUUUUCCAAUUGCGGACUCUCUUCGCCAGCCUGAAGCCCCUGAAACAGAAUCUUCAGUUCAAGAUAGCAACAAUGCUGCGAAAACCCCCAAGAGGAAAAGGAUUUUGGGCAUAAAUGCGUGCAAUUCGAGCUCCAUUCCGGGGAAAUACAGAGGUGUUCGUCAGCGUAAGUGGGGCAAAUGGGCUGCAGAAAUUCGUGAUCCAUAUAAAGGGAGAAGGAUUUGGUUGGGUACGUAUGAUACCGCUGAAGAAGCAUCGAGAGCAUAUGAAAUGAAAAGACUAGAAUUUGAGGCUUUGGCUAAGGCUAAUAGCAUGGAGCAUUCAGAGAAAAGUUCAGAUUGUAAUGGCAGAAAUAAUGGCACCAUGAUUGUUUCCAAUCUGGUUAGUAAGCGUAAUCAAAAUCAUGGUGUCAUUUGUCUCUCUAAUGAUUCAAGUGGAACCAUGGGGUCACUUGCUUCACAGCCUUCAAAGACGUCUCCAUCUUCAGUUUUAGAAAUGGAUUCUUUGACUUCAGCUUCUUCUUUCAGUUGCAAGCGUGAUGAUAAUCAGAAGGUCCAUAAUGUUAAUGCUUCUGAGCAGAACGAGGCUAAUUGGGGAUUAACAGACGAAGAUUUUUCAUCGCUGCUGCAAUUUAUAGAAGGAAUAGACAUGGAUCGGGAACUUGGAUCGCUACCAUUGGGGUGUGAUUCUUGGAUCCCAAUUGAUGAUGACCUUCUCAGUGGCUUUCAAGAUCUUCCGAUUUGUGGGUUGGAAGAUUGCGAUCAACCUCCAUUGCCUGAUUAUGACUUCAAUCUCGACUGUGGUUGGGUGGAUGAAUUAUCAACCCUCUUGAAUGAGUCGCCAUUCAAUACGCCAUUCCCGUAAGUUUGGCAUCCAAGUUAUAAUAUGAAUGUGAAAGAGUGUUACUUCAAGAACUUGGAAAAUAAGUUCUUGAGAUGAUUUGAGUGAGUAUCUAUUUGUUUAAGGUGGUUUAAACUCAGGUGUUUGUUGGUUCAGAUUGUUUCAGGAUCUUAUUCAUCCCUUUGUUUCUCUAUUUUGUUCUAAUAUGAGAGAAUUUUUAUCUGUUAUGUCUUGGACAUGAUUGAAUUUCUAUGAAUUGAAAGGAGAAUAUUUUUAUGCU